This is a messenger RNA of Fusarium redolens, 264 nucleotides long. Its product is annotated as Diphthamide synthesis DPH1/DPH2. Gene Ontology annotation, biological process: protein histidyl modification to diphthamide. Gene Ontology annotation, molecular function: 2-(3-amino-3-carboxypropyl)histidine synthase activity. The transcript has a single exon. The annotation marks the transcript as partial. The record is from RefSeq and is a predicted model, not a curated record. NCBI's taxonomy places the organism in Eukaryota, Fungi, Ascomycota, Sordariomycetes, Hypocreales, Nectriaceae.
GAAGGCCUACUCCUCUUUGCUAGCACCUUCUCCCACAUUCUCGUCCAGCUCUGCCCGGGCAUCCCGAGACUUAUGGGCGACAUUACCUACGGCGCAUGCUAUAUUGAUGAUUACACGGCGCGGGCGCUUGGUUACGAUCUACUCGUCCCUUAUUCUCAUGACUGUCUCAUCCCUGUCGAAGUGACGAAGACCAAAGUUCUCUACGUCUUUGUCGAUAGCGGUAUCAACGCUUCACAUCUUCUCGCGUCCCUGGGGCGCAACCUU